Messenger RNA from Fusarium odoratissimum NRRL 54006, 3174 nucleotides. RefSeq names its product peptidyl-prolyl cis-trans isomerase, mitochondrial. Gene Ontology annotation, biological process: protein folding; protein peptidyl-prolyl isomerization. Gene Ontology annotation, molecular function: peptidyl-prolyl cis-trans isomerase activity. The transcript is spliced from 5 exons. Lineage: Eukaryota; Fungi; Ascomycota; Sordariomycetes; Hypocreales; Nectriaceae. The record is from RefSeq and is a predicted model, not a curated record. Bases 1198 to 1872 code for a protein of 224 amino acids.
UUCCCAAGUGUAUUAGUCUUCAAGGUACGUGCAAGUUCAAUUGUUUCCCCUGCCGCGUUUGCCUUUGUUCUACCACCGAGAGCUCUGGGGAAGCUCAAGCUGUAGUGCACCCUACAAAGAGAAGAGAAGCAAGACGCCUUCGAGUCAAACAUUGGCCGUCUGAGCACCUUUCUCGGGUCAAUGGUAUUAUUCUGACCCGGAUUGGGAUCUUGGAAGAGCCAGCUGAUCGGCCCAAUACCGGUAUUGUCGGCUUCUUCUCGCCUUUGUUCCUCACUGCCAGCUUGAGCUUGCCUGGUGCUGGUCUGGUUGCCCCUGUCCUACCCGGUCCUGCGGAGGGAGGGGAGCUUCUUUUCCCGGUGUGUCUGACUGUUCAAAAUACAUUGGAAUGGUCACUUCUGCCCACGGGUUGAUUAAUGGACUGGAUACUGGUACAUUACAUGAGACUCGAGGUGGAGGGCCCAUGCAAUCCACCGGGGUGGCCGUAUCCCAUGUCCCCUCCAAUGGGGGUGAUGCUUUGGCAAAAGUCUGCUGCACUUCGGGCAUAUCGGGCCACUGACUCGACGCGUCUCUCUGGACUGGUGGUUUGAGGGGCCAUGUACUAUGUACAGUACAAGCUUGCUGCAGCCAGACUGACCAGAGAGGAGUGUGUGAGUCGAGCACGAUACGAUACGUUGCUUGCUUGACGUGGCCCGGGCAACCUCCAUCAGCUCCAAGGAUAGCCCCGUUGAAGCUUUGACGGGUAGAGCGAGCGAGCCAGCCAUUGAGUCCACAGCACAGUCCAAUGUGGUCUUGUUGUUUCUCAAUGCGCGUGCUUGCGCUAUUUGCAAUGUCUGGCAUGGCAGUUAUGGCGGUCAGAGCCAUGCCAUUGAGGGCCAGGGGCAAUGCGAAAUGCUCGUCAGCUCUCGCUUGCUUGCAAUAACAAGCAGGUAUUGAUUGAUGGAUUCAUCAUUGAUCAACAGAGCCAGAACCUUAGCUGUUGCAAAGCUCCCCCUCCCCCGCCCCACAGUGGCCAUAGCCACCACUGUGACCUCAUGGCCUAACGGGCUCUCUUCAACAGCCAAAAUAACGAGAGGAAGCUCUCAGGAUUACUUCACGUGAUCUCCUUUCGAUCACCUGCUCCACUCUUUCACACGUUCUACACGCUUCGAUUGGCUUCAACGGCCCACGCUAACGCUUUGCCCCUCCAGCUUGCUCAAAAUGAGACCCUCCCUCUUCAAGCCCCUCCUACCCCGCCAUACCUGCUUCUCUGCAGCGAGAACUUCUUCUUCUCUUCCUCAACUCUCCAACACAACCAGAUCUGUUAGAUUCUUCUCAGCUUCAUCCGCAGUCAUGGGUAACAAGGUUUUCUUCGAUAUUGAGUGGGAGGGCCCCGUCUUCCAGAACGGCAAGCCUACCUCCACUGUUCAGAGCCAGCGUGGUCGCAUCAACUUCAACCUCUACGACAAGGAGGUCCCCAAGACCGCUGAGAACUUCCGUGCUCUCUGCACUGGCGAGAAGGGUUUCGGCUACAAGGGCUCUUCUUUCCACCGAAUCAUCCCCGACUUCAUGCUCCAGGGUGGUGACUUCACCCGUGGUAACGGCACCGGUGGUAAGUCCAUCUAUGGUGAGAAGUUCGCCGACGAGAACUUCAAGCUCACCCACGACCGCCCCGGUCUGCUGUCCAUGGCCAACGCUGGCCCCAACACCAACGGUUCUCAGUUCUUCAUCACCACUGUUGUCACCUCUUGGCUCAACGGUCGCCACGUCGUCUUCGGCGAGGUCGCUGACGAGGAGUCCAUGAACGUUGUCAAGGCUCUUGAGGCUACCGGCUCCGGCAGUGGUGCUGUCAAGUACCAGAAGCGUGCCACCAUUGUCGACUCCGGUGAGCUGUAAAAAGUUCUUACUGAGGACAAGACAAAGGGAUGGGAUUUGGGAGCACAUUACAAAACUUGAAUGAGGACUAGCGAUAAGAAGCUGGAUUCCGCAAGCUGGCAUAAAAGUCUAGCUGCUGAGCAAUGUCAACCAUUUAACCCCAUAUGCAUUGUCACCUGAUACUAUCGUGCUGUGAAUGAUUGAUUCUUGAAUAUCGCUUGAUAGCUUAUUCUUCUACUUGGUAAAAUUGAUUGAUCAUCGCUACGACCAUUGCGCUUGGCUGCAUUCUAAAUAGCCUUCGCUUGUCCUUCGACGCCUUUGCUGUUAUCCCUAGAAACAAAAAGCCUUCUUCCAGACCAUAACUCCGUUCUCCCGUCAGAAAAAAGCAGGUAUCAAUAACCCAUACUUAUCGUAUCGACAUGCAAAAUCUGCACUCGUGCUCUAUUCAACGCCCAACCACCUUUUGAAAUAUUCACAGUUAUUGGGGCCUACAGGACCGCCCUCUUCGCAGAUCUCAAACACUGGACAACGUCCGCAAGGAGCUUCGGUGAAGGCACUGACGAUAGGUUCGGGACCGCCUUCGCGACCAGUGGGGUCAUCUCGACCAGCCCAGCUUUCUAAAGACUGCUUGGCGAUCCGAGAUACGCGGUAGCCGAUCUUUCCAGCAACUUUGACUGACUCAAUGAGGUUGUCCCAGACAAGUACGUCGACAAGCUUCUGUACGUCGUGCUCGGAAAGGAUGGUGUUAUGGGUGAUACCGCUUGAGGAGAGGAGACGAGCGAUGUCGCGUACGGUCGGAUAGCCUGUGUAUCCAGCAGGAAGAGGAAGUAGGGCGUCCUUUUUAACGGCCGCCGUAGGAGAAAUCUUGGUGGCUUUCGCUGGGGGCUCAUCCAUGUGGCUAGCAUCUCGCUUCUUGCCCUUUUCCACGCCACCUUUCACGACACCCUUCUUGGGAACUUGCGUCCGCGCAGCACCUCCCCCGUGUGUGCUGUGAUAGCUGCUCUGGCGCUUGAUAAAAUCAUAUACAACUCGCUGUAGGUCUUCAAUAAAGGCCUCAUCAAAGUUCUGAUCGGUAUACCACGGGCCGCCGGUGGCUCUAUCGCUGGGCCGUAUGGAGGCCUUGAUGAACAUCUUUUUGUUCGGGUGCUCGACAUUCUUGAAGGGCGCAAUCAGACCCUUUGUCUGAAGUUGCUUUAGUGCGUUCUUGAGGACCGAGUCGUGCAUGUUCAGUCGCUUCUGUAGCGUCUGUGACCAGAUACCGUCGCCGCCCGAGUCGUCGAUAAGAGAAUAAACCAUGACCUGUUCGUCGGUCGAGCACUGCUU